GGGAAUCAGGAAAAUCUACUAUUGUCAAGCAGAUGAAGAUCAUACACCAGAAUGGCUACACCCAGAGCGAGCUGAUGUCGUUCAGACCAACUAUCUUCAGGAACCUGGUAGAUUCCGCUCAGGACAUCGUCCUUGCCAUGAGAAAAUUAGGGGUAGACCCAGUGCUACCGGAGAAUCGACAAAAUGCCGAGAAAAUAAUGGAUUACCGGGUCGAGACGCUCUUGGGGGUUGCUCAGAAUGCAAUAGGGGCACUAUUGGGACACAACUCAACCUCAAGCAGGGACAAGUUUGACCGAGGCGAGCGCAGCGACAGAUACGACCGCGACUUCAUCGUCUUCCCUCCCCGAGACAUCAACGGCAACCCCACCUCCACAUCCAAGAUAAAGUUGGACACGGAGAUUGCACAAGCUAUCCAUGCGCUUUGGGCCGAUCCUAUCAUCUCUGAGUUGAUGGACCACUCGAGCGACUUUUACCUCAUGGAUUCGGCGCCAUAUGAAGUUCUGCGGAUUGGCGCUCCUGACUAUGUGCCGAACGAAGCGGACGUCCUUCGCGCGCGUGCGAAGAGCUCAGGAAUCGCCGAGACAAGGUACGAGUCUUACACUCAUUCCAGCCUUCAACUACAAAUGCUGAUGCCUGGCAAGGUCAACGCUCGGAACGCAAGAAAUGGAUUCAUUGUUUCGAAGCUGUCACGUCUAUCAUAUUUUGUGUUGCUCUCAGCGAGUAUGAUCAAGUCUUACUCGAGGCAGCAGGCCAA
Messenger RNA from Acaulospora colombiana, 754 nucleotides. Lineage: Eukaryota; Fungi; Glomeromycota; Glomeromycetes; Diversisporales; Acaulosporaceae. The record is from the annotation of a GenBank genome assembly.